Messenger RNA from Babjeviella inositovora NRRL Y-12698, 1098 nucleotides. RefSeq names its product Slf1p (gene SLF1). Gene Ontology annotation, molecular function: RNA binding. Gene Ontology annotation, biological process: positive regulation of translation. The transcript has a single exon. NCBI's taxonomy places the organism in Eukaryota, Fungi, Ascomycota, Pichiomycetes, Serinales. Bases 394 to 750 code for a protein of 118 amino acids. The record is from RefSeq and is a predicted model, not a curated record. Gene Ontology annotation, cellular component: cytoplasmic stress granule; cytosol.
GCCAAGGCCGUGGCCAAAAAAACUGUCAAGCUGCAAAAUACCAAUAGCCCCGUAAUCAGGUCCACCAUCAGCCCAGAGUUUGAGGAGAAAAUCGACUCUGAGAUUCAGAAGAUCGAGGAAUCCGUGAAACGAGUAUCACUAGUCGAGGAGCAACAGCCGUCCCGCAAACUGUCACGGGACUACAACUACAACGGCUACAAGCACCGCAAUCAACGAAAUGGGUUCCAGAACUACAACAAAAAGGGCUUCCAGCAGUUUCCGCCGUACCCCUUUGUACCUGUGCCGCAGUUUGGAUUUGGCUAUCUGCCGUUUGCGCCGGGUCCUAACACGCUUCCGCCGCCCUUUUCCCCGCAUUCGCCGUCGUCCGAAUCCGACCAGUCGCUAAACCCGCCAAUGUUCAAUCCGUACAACGCGUACGCUUUUCCGCCGCCAAACGGUCAGUUCCCCGUCAUCGAUGAGCGCUUGGGCUACGUGACGAACCAGUUGCGGUAUUACUUUUCGUUGGAAAACUUGUUGAAGGACAUGUAUUUGCGGAAAAACAUGGACAGCGAGGGCUACGUGUUGCUAGGGGUUAUCAACGAUUUCCACCGUAUGAAGAGCUUGAGUGGUGGUGCCUUGGUGGUGUUACAAGAGGCGGUGAAGUACGUGCCGGAGCUUGAGAUGGUGUGGGACCGGGAGGAGGACGGGAUCUUGGUGGGAGCUAAAAUCCGAUUACGUGAGCAGUGGGAGAACUGGGUAAUACCGAGCUGAUUCCCUGUGGUCCUUAUGUCUAGAUUCUUCCUCCGUCUACCAGUUGAAUGUCCCCGUGCUCCCCCAUCCCUUUGGAUGUCUUAUUACCAAGUACCCUUGAUCUUUCAGGCCACCGGUAAUUCUCUACCUUCUUCUUUCAUUGAAGGAGAUUUCUACCUCUUUUGCUUAAUUUUUUAUCUGGCCACUGACAAGGCUUGUCUUGCUGAAACAAACCCACGAACGAUAUGGUGAUACACCGGCAAGCCUGUGGGGGCGUCAUCUUUUUAUUCUCUUUACGUAUGAUACGCAGGUCACGCGGACGGUGUAUGUUUAUACAUUCAAUCUAAAAACAGGACUUGCAAAAUAAGC